UGAUUUGUCACACAACUUCCUGUCUGCACGCGAGAACUCUGGUUUGGAUGUAUUCUUUGGUUUUAAUGCUUGUGUCUUUGCUUAUGUAACCUGUUUUAUUUUUUUUUUAUGCGUUGCACUUAAAUAAAACCAAAAAAGUGCUUCUUCGAGGCGACAAUUAACCUCAAACGCUUUUAUCGGUGCGACUUUCCAACUCACUUAGCUAACUUUCGUUUAGCACGUCGCGAGGACAAGAAUAAACUACAGUCUAACGUUCGCCACGGAUAACUCAAGCACGCAUCUAGUUUCGGCAAAGGCUGAAGAUGAGGAGGUCUAAAGCUGGCGGAAACGUGGAGACUCGUCGGCAGAACGGCUCCUCUAAUCAGUUAGCUGAUCAUCGUGAGGGGGAAGACGCUAACGGUGACUCCAGCUCGGCUGCUCAGCAAGACGACGAGGAUGAAAUUAACAAACAGGGCCAGAGGAGAGAGAUAAGGAGCAAGUACCGAGACCUCAUCAACUCAGUACAACAAAACAGGGAAGAUAUGCUGAGUCCAUCUAACAACAAGCUCACAGAAGUUUUGGAAGAGGCCAACAAACUUUUUAAAGAUGUUCGACAGCCGAGGGAAGCAGCGCUCGAUGCCAAGCUCCUUGUCGCAGCCACAGACCUGGGAAAAGAGAAAGCCAGCCAGCUGUUUUCUGAGGGGAGCACGUUUGAUCCUACUGUAUUUACUGAGCACCUUCUGUCCUUCAUGGGUCUGAACCGACUUGAAGAUGAGGAGGAUGAUCAUCAGAAUGAAGGUGAGGGCUAUCUGCCCAAAGACGCUUGGCACAGACUGGCCCAGAGAACAGAGAGCUGCUUUAAGACCGCACCUUCUUUCCACUACAUGAUGGGAUCCUUCCAUGCAGAACCACCUCCUCCAAAGCAGAGAACAGAGCGGCAAAGAAGAGCUCCCAAUAAGGAAGCCAAAAGAAUGAUGCCCACUCAGUUAAAGAAAAUGGAAGAAUCCCAUCAAGAAGCAACAGAGAAAGAAGUGGAACGAAUCCUUGGAUACCUGAAGCGUUACUACCAAGAUGAUUCCUCAUCACCAAUAUCGUACUACGAGUUCGUCAUCGAUCCCAAAUCGUUUUCCCGGACAGUUGAGAACAUUUUCCACACGUCUUUUCUAAUCAGGGACGGUUUGGCCCGGAUGUAUCUGGACGAUGACGAGUUGCCUUGUAUACAGCCUGUGGAGGAGGGGGAGAUAGAAGAUGCAAGCACUUCCACACGAAAUCAGUGCAUCGUUUCUAUCAGCCCGAAGAUAUGGAGGGAGCUCAUAGAUGCGUUUGAGAUCAAGGAGACAAUAAUUCCACCUCCAGAGACACAGAAUGACUGAUGCUGCUUUUGUGUUUUUUAAAGUUUUCUUCUGGAUUUUCUGUCAUAUUCAAAGACUUUUUAUAUUUGACCAAGUUUUUUUUUAAAAAAAAGCAGUCUGCUCUGAUUUUAUCCUCUGUGAUUAUUUCUUACAUUUUCCAUGUGGAAUAUUUUUCUUCACAUUUAAAUACAACGUGUCUUAAACCGGCUCUCCCACAAAAGUGAGCUCAAAUAUCACCACAAGGUUACUGUGUUUUUAUCCCGUUAGUCAGGCUUAGCCUCUUGGAAAUGUUCUGCACUUUCUUUACACAAGUUGUGUUCUGUAAAGUAAAGUAAUUGUUUUGUAUUUAUGCUUUUGCUUAUUAAACACCCCAAAUUCUUCA
Messenger RNA from Nothobranchius furzeri (turquoise killifish), 1713 nucleotides. RefSeq names its product NSE4 homolog A, SMC5-SMC6 complex component (gene nsmce4a). Gene Ontology annotation, biological process: DNA repair. Gene Ontology annotation, cellular component: Smc5-Smc6 complex; nucleus. NCBI's taxonomy places the organism in Eukaryota, Metazoa, Chordata, Actinopteri, Cyprinodontiformes, Nothobranchiidae. The record is from RefSeq and is a predicted model, not a curated record.